Molecule: messenger RNA, 896 nt
Organism: Haliotis rubra (blacklip abalone)
Lineage: Eukaryota; Metazoa; Mollusca; Gastropoda; Lepetellida; Haliotidae
Exons: 2
Coding region: 117-482 (121 amino acids)
Source: RefSeq, a predicted model, not a curated record
CCAAACCAACUGUUCAGCUGCAGCAGUCUCGGCCUCAGAUAUUGAUCCAAUCAUCCGGAUCUACACCCCAACCAGGCACCCCGACCACACCCAGGUUCCCCACUCCGACAGGGGCAAUGCCCAGAACACCUGCCACCCCUACUCUGGGGGGAUCCCAGAAGUAUGUCAUUGUGUCAUCUCAGCCUCGCUCCACCACCCCUUCAUCACAGAACAUCACCAUCAACAGUGGCAGUGCUGGGUCAGCCCCUACAAUAGUCAAACUUGUUACCACAGCUCAAGGAGCUAACACAAACACUGUGCCUAGAACUACUCCACAGAAAAUAGUGGUCAUGUCCUUGCCCUCUGGCGGGUCAGGGUCACAGCAAGGUCAGGUGUUGACCCCAGGUGCUUCAGAUGACCUUGGAGUCAAAAGUGUCUUUGGAGGUCAAGGCUCAAACUUUUCAUUUGCUGUUAAGAAGGACCCUGAACAGAGAGAUACAUAAAUGGUUUAAGAUGUCAAAGAAAUUGCUAAGGACCAAAUUGAUCCAAGUGGAUGAAAUGUGUGGGUGUAACAUUCUGAGCAGGAUUAUUACCAUGGAUAGUGUAUAUGACACUCACACAGUGGAGACUUGUUUGUCGAUUCUGAAAACAUAAAUGGAUCAUCUCUGCUUCUCACAUCACAGCCAUUCCAACAUUGUCAUAAAGGAAUAGUGUGUUGUUCUCUUUGGAUCGAUGAAGACAUUCAGCAUUGCAGAAAGCUGAUGAAACAUUCAACUUUGCAGAAAGCUGAUGAAACGCUUCAACUUUGCAGAAAGUUGAUGAAACAUUCAGCAUUGCAGAAAGCUGAUGAAACAUUCAGCAUUGCUCAAAGCUGAUGAAACAUUCAGCAUUGCAGAAAGCUGAUGAAACGUUCAACU